Messenger RNA from Blepharisma stoltei, 288 nucleotides. Lineage: Eukaryota; Ciliophora; Heterotrichea; Heterotrichida; Blepharismidae. The record is from the annotation of a GenBank genome assembly.
AUGGAUUGGAUUCCUUGCUCAGUUCCGACAUCGGCGUUAAGACAAUGAAUAUUUGAAUUUUGGGAGGUGAAUUCUGAUUCUUUUAAACAAAUUGUGCGGGAUACAGCAACUAUUGGGGUGUCAGGAAAUGAGGAAGCAAGAUUGAGAGUUAAGGCUUUACCUAUUCCUCGACUUGCACCUAUGAUUAGAAAACAAUGUGAUGCCAUUGCUAUUUUUAUGUCAGAAUUGCUAAAUAUGGUGAAAAAUGUCGAUGCCAUUUUGAGGUGAAUUCUUAAACAACUUAAUUAA